Molecule: messenger RNA, 1607 nt
Organism: Andrographis paniculata
Lineage: Eukaryota; Viridiplantae; Streptophyta; Magnoliopsida; Lamiales; Acanthaceae
Product: LL-diaminopimelate aminotransferase, chloroplastic
Exons: 10
Coding region: 123-1511 (462 amino acids)
Cellular component (GO): chloroplast
Molecular function (GO): pyridoxal phosphate binding; L,L-diaminopimelate:2-oxoglutarate transaminase activity
Source: RefSeq, a predicted model, not a curated record
AGGGUUUUGGAUUAAGGAAAUUUUGUCAUUUCUAAUAUGCACAUGUGAAUAAACUACACUCACCCUUCUCCACGCCGUCUGCUGAAUCAACGCUCUCGCUUUUGGAGCUGCCGUUCUUGAAAAUGUCUGCAAUUAAUCGGACUAUGUCGACGUCUAUCGCCUCCUCCACAUCCACUUUCCUCGGCAGCAACGAUCUGAAGAAGAUCAGGGCCUCGAAGGUAUUGAUUCCCAGGAGAGUCAAUGGUGUAGUGAAAUGCGUAGCCUCGCCUUCGGCUGAGAAGACCGUUUACACGACCAAGGUGUCGCGCAACAAUAACAUGGCCAAACUUCAAGCUGGCUAUCUCUUUCCAGAGAUUGCGAGACGAAGAUCUGCACACAUGCAGAAGCAUCCUGAUGCCCAAGUGAUCAGCCUCGGCAUUGGUGACACAACAGAGCCAAUUCCUGAAGUGAUUACUUCUGCCAUGUCAAAGAGAGCACUGGCUUUGUCCACAGUAGAUGGUUACAGCGGUUAUGGAGCUGAACAAGGUGAAAAGCAAUUGAGAGCUGCCAUUGCGUCAACCUACUAUGCAGAUCUUGGCAUAGAGGAGGAAGAUAUAUUUGUGUCUGAUGGUGCAAAAAGUGACAUAUCUCGCCUGCAGGUUCUUUUUGGAUCCGAUGUGACAAUUGCUGUUCAAGAUCCAUCCUAUCCGGCAUAUGUGGAUUCAAGCGUUAUUCUGGGUCAGACCGGACAGUUUCAGAAAGACAUAGAGAAGUAUGGAAAUAUCGAAUACAUGAAAUGCACGCCAGAAAAUGGUUUCUUUCCUGACUUAUCCAAAGUGUCUCGGACAGAUCUCAUAUACUUCUGUUCUCCAAACAACCCGACUGGUUAUGCUGCAUCGAGAGACCAGCUAACCAGACUUGUUCAGUUUGCCAAGGAAAACGGGACAAUCAUAGUCUAUGACUCUGCUUAUGCCAUGUAUGUGUCCGAUGACAGUCCAAAAUCCAUCUUCGAGAUUCCUGGAGCCAAAGAGGUUGCUCUCGAAGUUUCUUCCUUUUCUAAGUAUGCUGGUUUCACGGGAGUUCGUCUUGGUUGGACUGCAAUUCCAAAGGAACUUCUUUAUUCGGAUGGAUUCCCCGUAGCUAAGGACUUCAACCGAAUUGUUUGUACUUGUUUCAACGGUGCAUCCAACAUUGCUCAAGCCGGCGGUAUGGCCUGUGUUUCGGCUGAGGGCAUUAAGGCAAUGCACGAGGUGGUUGGCUUCUACAAGGAAAACACAAAUAUCAUAGUCGACACAUUCAAUUCGCUCGGUUUCAAGGUAUACGGAGGCAAGAAUGCGCCGUAUGUUUGGGUCCACUUCCCGGGCCAAAGCUCGUGGGAUGUUUUCAGCGAGAUUCUUGAGAAGACCCAUGUGGUUACUACACCCGGGAGUGGUUUCGGGCCUGGCGGUGAAGGCUUUGUCCGGGUAAGCGCCUUCGGACACAGGGAAAAUGUGCUGGAAGCCUGUAGAAGAUUCAAGCAGUUGUACAAAUAAACAUCUAUCUGCCUACCAAAUUGAGUUUACCAUAAUCCCAAAAGACACGUGUGUAUUAUUACAACUUUGUUAUAAUGCAUCAUCUGCAUUCAAAUA